This is a messenger RNA of Chanos chanos (milkfish), 4541 nucleotides long. RefSeq names its product splicing factor 3b, subunit 3 (gene sf3b3). The transcript is spliced from 27 exons. Gene Ontology annotation, cellular component: nucleus. NCBI's taxonomy places the organism in Eukaryota, Metazoa, Chordata, Actinopteri, Gonorynchiformes, Chanidae. The record is from RefSeq and is a predicted model, not a curated record. Gene Ontology annotation, molecular function: protein binding; nucleic acid binding. Bases 152 to 3805 code for a protein of 1217 amino acids.
GAAGCGUAAAGUAACGUUGAUUUCAAUGGUCUCAAUAAGUAUUUUGAUCUAAUCCAAAUCUACAGCAUCCUAGUUGCUACAUUGCACCAGGUUGUGCUGUAGCCCAUUCAGUGUGUUUCUUCCUGGAGGCUGAAGGUCCAACAAGGGCAAGAUGUUUCUGUAUAACCUCACUCUUCAGAGGGCCACGGGCAUCACACAUGCCAUCCAUGGCAACUUCUCAGGAACCAAGCAACAGGAGAUUGUUGUUUCCCGUGGGAAGAUUUUGGAGCUGCUGCGCCCUGAUGCCAAUACUGGCAAAGUUCACACCCUUCUCACCAUGGAGGUGUUUGGCAUUAUCCGCUCCCUCAUGGCCUUUAGACUGACUGGUGGAACCAAAGACUAUGUGGUGGUGGGCAGUGACUCUGGGCGCAUUGUUAUUUUGGAAUACCAGCCCUCCAAGAACAUGUUUGAGAAGAUUCAUCAGGAGACCUUUGGCAAGAGCGGCUGCAGACGCAUCGUCCCAGGGCAGUUCCUUGCCGUCGACCCCAAAGGCAGAGCCGUAAUGAUUGGCGCCAUAGAGAAACAGAAGCUGGUGUACAUUCUGAACAGAGACGCCGCCGCACGACUGACCAUCUCCUCUCCUCUGGAGGCUCACAAGGCCAACACGCUGGUCUACCACGUGGUCGGGGUGGACGUGGGCUUUGAGAAUCCCAUGUUUGCCUGUCUGGAGAUGGACUACGAGGAGGCGGAUAACGACCCGACGGGCGAGGCAGCCGCUAAUACCCAGCAGACGCUGACCUUCUAUGAGCUGGACCUGGGCCUGAACCACGUGGUCCGCAAAUACAGCGAAGCUUUAGAGGAGCACGGCAACUUCCUCAUCACAGUCCCUGGCGGUUCUGAUGGACCCAGUGGAGUCCUCAUCUGCUCUGAGAACUACAUCACCUACAAGAACUUCGGUGACCAACCUGACAUCCGCUGUCCAAUCCCACGCAGGAGGAAUGACCUGGAUGACCCUGAGCGUGGGAUGAUCUUUGUGUGCUCUGCCACACAUAAAACCAAGUCCAUGUUUUUCUUCUUGGCUCAGACAGAACAGGGAGACAUAUUCAAAGUGACCCUGGAGACAGACGAGGAGAUGGUCACAGAAAUUCGGAUGAAGUACUUUGACACCAUCCCUGUUACCAUGGCGAUGUGCGUGCUGAAAACAGGCUUCCUUUUCGUCGCCUCAGAGUUUGGAAACCAUUACCUCUAUCAGAUUGCUCACCUUGGUGAUGAUGAUGAUGAACCAGAGUUUUCGUCUGCCAUGCCACUGGAGGAAGGUGAUACAUUCUUCUUCCAGCCCCGCCCACUCAAGAACCUUGUACUUGUGGAUGAAUUGGAAAACCUCUCCCCUAUCAUGUCCUGCCAGAUUGCUGACCUGGCAAAUGAAGACACCCCUCAGCUGUAUGUAGCCUGUGGACGAGGACCGAGGUCUACCCUGAGGGUUUUGAGACAUGGUCUUGAGGUGUCAGAAAUGGCUGUGUCAGAACUUCCCGGUAACCCCAACGCUGUGUGGACCGUCAGAAGACACGUUGAAGAUGAAUUUGACGCUUACAUCAUCGUGUCUUUCGUCAACGCCACUCUGGUUUUGUCUAUCGGAGAGACUGUGGAGGAAGUGACUGAUUCUGGUUUUCUGGGUACAACACCCACCCUCUCUUGCUCUUUACUGGGAGAGGAUGCUCUGGUCCAGGUAUAUCCAGAUGGGAUCCGUCACAUCCGGGCUGAUAAGCGUGUGAAUGAGUGGAAGACUCCAGGGAAGAAGACCAUUGUGCGCUGUGCUGUAAACCAGAGACAGGUGGUCAUUGCUCUUACUGGAGGAGAGCUGGUGUAUUUUGAGAUGGAUCCAUCAGGGCAGCUGAAUGAGUACACAGAGAGGAAGGAGAUGUCUGCAGAUGUGGUGUGCAUGAGCUUGGCCAACGUUCCUCCUGGUGAACAGCGUUCCCGUUUCUUGGCCGUGGGAUUGGUGGACAACACCGUCCGAAUCAUCUCCCUCGAUCCCUCCGACUGCUUGCAGCCACUGAGUAUGCAGGCCCUGCCUGCCCAGCCAGAGUCACUGUGUAUUGUUGAAAUGGGAGGAGUGGAGAAACAGGAUGAGCUCGGAGAGAAAGGCAGCAUUGGAUUCCUCUACCUGAACAUCGGCUUACAGAAUGGUGUUUUGCUCCGGACUGUUUUGGACCCGGUGACUGGAGACCUGUCUGAUACCCGAACCCGUUACCUGGGCUCUCGACCCGUUAAGCUCUUCAGGGUCCGCAUGCAGGGCCAGGAGGCGGUCUUGGCCAUGUCCAGUCGAUCAUGGCUGAGUUACUCCUACCAGUCGCGUUUCCACCUCACUCCUCUGUCCUAUGAAACACUGGAGUACGCCUCUGGGUUUGCUUCUGAGCAGUGUCCAGAGGGAAUCGUAGCCAUCUCCACAAACACCCUGAGGAUUCUGGCUCUGGAGAAAUUGGGCGCAGUCUUUAACCAGGUUGCUUUUCCCCUUCAAUAUACGCCACGCAAGUUUGUCAUUCACCCAGAAACAAACAACUUGGUUCUGAUCGAAACAGACCACAACGCUUACACGGAAGCCACCAAAGCCCAACGAAAACAGCAGAUGGCAGAGGAAAUGGUCGAGGCUGCAGGGGAAGACGAACGAGAACUUGCCGCCGAAAUGGCCGCCGCUUUCUUGAACGAGAACCUUCCGGAAGCGAUCUUUGGGGCUCCAAAGGCUGGUUCAGGCCAGUGGGCUUCACUGGUCAGACUGGUCAACCCCAUCCAGGGCACCACCCUUGACCUGGUCCAGCUGGAGCAGAAUGAGGCUGCAUUUAGUGUGGCUGUUUGCCGCUUUGCCAGUGGAGGUGAUGACUGGUAUGUGUUGGUUGGUGUAGCCAGGGACAUGAUCCUCAAUCCUCGAUCUGUUGGAGGCGGGUACAUCUACACCUAUCGGAUGGUGGGCGGUGGAGAAAAACUGGAAUUUUUACACAAGACACCCGUGGAGGACGUACCUCUGGCUAUUGCCCCGUUUCAGGGCAGAGUGCUGGUUGGUGUGGGGAAACUGUUGCGUAUCUAUGACCUUGGCAAGAAAAAACUGCUCCGCAAGUGUGAGAACAAGCAUAUCCCUAACCUGGUGAGCGGAAUCCACACCAUCGGACAGCGUGUUAUUGUGUCUGACGUCCAGGAGAGCUUGUUCUGGGUCCGUUACAAACGCAACGAGAACCAGCUUAUCAUCUUCGCCGACGACACACACCCUCGCUGGGUGACUACGGCCUGCCUGCUCGACUAUGACACCAUGGCUGCAGCUGACAAGUUUGGAAACAUCAGCAUUGUGCGUCUGCCUCCUAACACCAGUGAUGAUGUGGAUGAAGACCCCACGGGAAACAAGGCAUUGUGGGAUCGUGGUCUCCUCAACGGGGCCUCUCAGAAAGCCGAGGUGAUCGUGAACUACCACAUUGGUGAGACAGUGCUGUCCCUUCAGAAGACCACACUCAUCCCCGGAGGCUCUGAGUCGCUGGUCUACACCACUCUGUCAGGGGGCAUCGGCAUCCUGGUCCCCUUCACUUCCCAUGAGGACCAUGACUUCUUCCAGCACUUAGAGAUGCACAUGCGCUCUGAAUUUCCCCCUCUCUGUGGCAGGGAUCACCUGAGCUUCCGCUCCUAUUACUUUCCCGUCAAGAACGUGAUUGACGGGGACCUGUGCGAACAGUUUAACUCCAUGGACCCUCACAAACAGAAGAGUGUGGCUGAAGAAUUGGACCGAACACCUCCAGAAGUCUCUAAGAAACUAGAAGACAUCCGCACACGAUACGCCUUCUAAAACCAUCUCUCGCGCAUUUCUCCAACCCACUCAGAAACGUGUGUGCGGUCUUUUUAUUAGACUUGUAAGGACAGCUCUCUCUGUCUCUCAAGAAUGACUCAAGAUCAUUCAACAAGUAACUUAUUCGCUCAUUUCAGAAAACCUUCUUUUUGGAAGUUACCUUCACGCACACACGCCCACACCUCCAGCGUAAAUUUUAUGACGGCACAAGUGUCUUCUUCUGGAAAUCCAUUGCGGGCAAUAAUUGUUAUAAAGUGAUUUUAUGCUGAAGUAAGUGUGCUUUACCAGAGAGAACUAAGCCAAUGUCUUUUGUUGAUUGUGUAGGCACUGACUUCAGCAGUUAGUGUUGUUUUUGAGGUCUUGUAAUGGCUUGUUUACCAGCCACAGUGGUAACUGAAUGGGACUAAAUGGGCUUUCUUAUUGUACGACUGGCACAAAAUGUCCAGAGAAUCUUUCAGUAUGUUUUGCUUAUGUGAAGAAAUGGAUAGUUUGAAUACCAUGGAAGGACUGAAAUGGCUUUUCUUUUCUCUGGAGGAUUGAAUUUGUAUGAUAGCAUGUGGGGGAUGUGUGUGGUUUUUUUUUGGUUUUUUUUUUUUGGUCUUUCUUUCUUUUUUCCCCCUUUAGUGUUUUGGUCACUGAUUUGAUAUUUUUUUAAAGUCAUAGAUACUCAAUGCUCAAGCUCUGUCAAAUGAUCAGUUAAAAAAAUUGUACUUGAUAAAAUAUGGCAACCUUUUGU